AUGAGGCGCAAACAAGCAUGCAGGGGAAGGGGAAGGCCACGAAAAAAACCCAAUGUGGUCAGUGAGAGACUGGUAAGUGAGAGAGUGGUCAGUGAGAAGGUGGUCAAUGAGAAAGAAGGAGCGUUCUUGAAUUUUGUGAGUCAAAAUAUUGAAGGAAAUGAUAUUGGGUGGAAUCAAUCUGAUGACGAAGACCAUAACGAUGAGGAAUUUAACCCUGAAAUGGAGAUUGAUUCAGGCAAUUCUUCUGCUUCUUCAAUGGGGAGUGACUGGUCGUACAAGGAUCAAAAUGUGAGCUCCGUGGAUAGGACAGUGCAGAGGUUGAUUAGGAAGUAUGGUGAAGUGAAUCUCCAGAUGGGAGACGCAUCCAAGAAGAUUGAUGUUGCACAAACUAAGCCAUUGCAAGUCUUUGGUUCUUGGAGUAGAUUCCAGCAUGAGCAAGAGGCUCCUUCUCAUGAUCCUCGCUGUAACAAGAAAGAAUUGAGUGCUUCUUUGUCGGUUAUUAAGAGGGUUAUGAAAAUGGAUGCAGCUGUACCUUUCAACAUUCCUGUGGAUCCAAUUGCUCUGAGAUUACAUGAUUACUUUGAUGUCAUAGAUACACCAAUGGAUUUUGGAACAAUUUGCAACCAUCUUGAAAAUGGUACUAAGUAUACGAACUCAGAGGAUGUAUUCAAGGACGUCCAAUACAUUUGGAAGAACUGCUGCAACUAUUACAAUGAGGUAAAGAACCAGGGACAAGUAGUGAUAUUGGUUUGCCUUCUCAUAUUUCAUUUUGUCUCUGUUACUGUGCAUUUCAGCAUGGCCUCUUUUGAUUCUGUGAUCACCAUCAGGAGUGAGAUUUUGCUGUUAUUAACCAAAGAAAAGAAUUCAAGAGUAGGUUCUAUAUCAAUUGGUAAAGUUACCAAGAUCCCAGUAUGUUUGGGUUUGUUGGGUACCGGGAGGUGGCAUGCUCCUAUUCCCAUUUUAACAAGCUCUAACAUGGGGAAAAGGAGAACACGAGGGCCCACCCGUAACCUUAAACUAGCUCAAAUUCCAAUUGGGGAAAGAUUUGAAAUCAGCUGGAGGAACCGGAGAGCUGUAGGUGAAAGCUCCACGUUUUUCAAAGCAGAGUGUACAGCCCUAGUUAGGCAAACCCAGGACCUACCCCUUCAGGUCAAGUCAUGGAAGGAAAUCCCAUUUGAUAUUAAAAAGAAGGCAUUUGAACAUAUGUUGAAGCGUUUCAAAGUCGAAGAUCACAUGACAUGGGUGUUGGAUCAGAUUCAUAGAUCCUACCACAAUUAUCGGCAUCACCUCAAGAAGAUGUGGUAUGAAACGUGUGAGACAACUGAGGAAGCACGGAAAAAAGUACCACCAAAUGUUGCGGACGAUGAUUGGCAGUAUCUUAUAAACCUGUGGAGCUCACCUGAAUGGCAGUCAAUGAGUAUGAAAAACAAGGAGAAUGGUUCCAAAAAUAACAUAAUCCACACAUCUGGCUCCAAGAGUUUCUCGCAAAUCCGCGAAGAAGAGAGAAAGAAAACUGGAAAUGACCCUGGACGUACCCUCCUAUGGGAGCUCACCCAUGUGCGGCCUGAUGGACUAGCUGCAAAUCCAGCUUCACAGGAGGCAUUGUCAAAGCUCAAGAAACUUUAUACUCAGAUAUCUGCGGAGAACUCACAGAUGACUGAAGACGAGAUUUUUGUAAAGGUUUUUGGACCUGAGCGUUCGAGUCGGGUGCGUGGUUACGGGGAUGGUGUAACCCCCAAAGAGUUAUGGGGCCCAUCAUCGUCGUCGUCAUCUACUGUUAAUGAACUCAGAAGGCAACUUGAGGAAUCAAAGCAGCGACAAGAGGAGUCUGAACAAAGAAGUGCUGCUGAGCUACAGGGCUUGAAAGAGCAACUUGGUCGGGUUGAGGGUUUGGUAUCAGCUCAAAUGAAUCGCUUUGAAGGUUUACUAGUACAGUUGAUGAGUCAUAUGCACUCCCCGGCCCAGAUUGAGAGACGUACUGAAAUUUCACCCUCCCGAAAUGAGAAAAUUUGGCAUUGUGUAUACUCUGUCUUUAUCGCUGUGCUGUGUCGAAACUGCAUGAAGAUUUGCCCCUUACUGUCUCCAUAUAUUGUGAAAUCAAAUGGAAGCAAGCCGCCCACGAACGACCCGACCUAG
Molecule: messenger RNA, 2136 nt
Organism: Prunus armeniaca (apricot)
Lineage: Eukaryota; Viridiplantae; Streptophyta; Magnoliopsida; Rosales; Rosaceae
Source: the annotation of a GenBank genome assembly